Messenger RNA from Lactuca sativa (garden lettuce), 1590 nucleotides. RefSeq names its product Thiolase family protein (gene AACT1). Gene Ontology annotation, molecular function: acetyl-CoA C-acetyltransferase activity. Lineage: Eukaryota; Viridiplantae; Streptophyta; Magnoliopsida; Asterales; Asteraceae. The record is from RefSeq and is a predicted model, not a curated record. Gene Ontology annotation, biological process: fatty acid beta-oxidation. Gene Ontology annotation, cellular component: mitochondrion.
GAAAUUCAAUGUGUUUUGUCUUAUACCGGUGCAAUAGUAGAUAGAAGAAACCUCAGCUUUUUCCAUUUCCAUGUUUCAAGUUCCAAAAGGACAAUCGUCUCCACCGAACUUCUUCUUCCCAAUAAACCUUUCUUGAUUGGGAUUCCACACACUCUCUGCUUCUCAUCCAUCCUUUUUACGCUCAAUUUUCCCUUUCCUGUUGUUUGAUCUUUUUUUGCAGAAUUCUCUCUCAAUCAUGGCUCAUACCGAUCAAAUUAACCCUCGAGAUGUUUGUAUUGUGGGUGUUGCACGAACACCUAUGGGGGACUUCCUUGGUUCUCUUUCAUCUCUCUCCGCAACCAAGCUUGGAUCCAUAGCCAUUGAAUGUGCUCUAAAAAGGGCUAACAUUGAUCCACAACUAGUCCAAGAAGUUUUCUUUGGAAAUGUCCUGAGUGCAAAUUUAGGUCAAGCUCCUGCAAGACAGGCUGCAUUAGGUGCAGGCAUACCAAAUACAGUCAUUUGUACAACUAUUAAUAAAGUAUGUUCAUCUGGGAUGAAAGCAACAAUGAUCGCAGCACAAAGCAUUCAAGUUGGUGCAAAUGAUAUUGUAGUGGCUGGUGGCAUGGAAAGCAUGUCUAAUACACCUAAAUAUGUAGCAGGAUCAAGAAAGGGAUCUCGACUAGGACAUGAUGUUAUCAUUGAUGGCAUGGUCAAAGAUGGUCUUUGGGAUGUUUACAAUGACUUUGGAAUGGGAGUUUGUGGUGAGUUAUGUGCUGAAAGCUUCAAGAUAACAAGAGAAGAUCAAGAUAAUUAUGCUGUUAGAAGUUUCAACCGAGGAAUUGCUGCACAAAAGAAAGGCGCAUUCAAAUGGGAAAUAGUUCCGGUGAAAGUUUCUUUGGGAAGAGGGAAAGGAACUAUAGUUGUUGAUAAAGAUGAAGGCUUAACAAAGUUUGAUGAAACAAAAUUGAGGAAUUUAAGACCAAGUUUCAAGGUUGAAGGUGGUUCAGUCACUGCAGGCAAUGCUUCUAGUAUAAGUGAUGGAGCAGCUGCAUUAGUGCUAGUGAGUGGAAAAAAGGCAUUAGAACUUGGAUUAAAAGUGAUUGCUAGAAUAAGAGGUUUUGCUGAUGCUGCUCAAGCCCCUGAAUUAUUUCCAACUGCUCCCGCUCUUGCAAUACCAAAAGCUAUUUCAAAUGCUGGAUUAAAACCUUCACAAAUCGAUUACUAUGAAAUAAACGAAGCCUUUUCUGUUGUGGCUUUGGCUAACAAGAAGUUGUUAGGAAUUGGUGAUGAGCAACUUAAUGUUCAUGGUGGAGCUGUAUCGUUAGGGCAUCCAUUAGGUUGUAGUGGAGCUCGGAUUUUGGUUACCUUGCUAGGGGUAUUAUCGGAAAAUAAUGGAAAGUUUGGGGUUGCUGGUAUUUGCAAUGGGGGUGGAGGAGCAUCUGCGCUUGUUCUUGAGCUCAUGCCAUCUUCAAGGAUGAGUCACUCCAGAUUGUGACAAGGAAAUUGUAAUGAUGUCUGUCUCGAUUAAGUGUUUGUUGUAUAAAUAAAGUUUGUUUCUUUUCUAGACUAAAUAAACUGUCUUAAUAAGAAUAAAUGACCAUUUUACCCUUA